This is a messenger RNA of Pan troglodytes (chimpanzee), 3483 nucleotides long. It is a transcript of the gene AGPAT5, whose product is annotated as 1-acylglycerol-3-phosphate O-acyltransferase 5. Gene Ontology annotation, molecular function: acyltransferase activity. Gene Ontology annotation, biological process: phosphatidylinositol acyl-chain remodeling. Gene Ontology annotation, cellular component: mitochondrion; endoplasmic reticulum; endomembrane system. The record is from RefSeq and is marked validated. Lineage: Eukaryota; Metazoa; Chordata; Mammalia; Primates; Hominidae.
CGGGUGGCGGGCGCGGCGGCCCGGGCCCGGGCGGUGAUUGGCCGCCUGCUGGCCGCGACUGAGGCCCGGGCGGCGGGCGGGGAGCGCAGGCGGAGCUCGCUGCCGCCGAGCUGAGAAGAUGCUGCUGUCCCUGGUGCUCCACACGUACUCCAUGCGCUACCUGCUGCCCAGCGUCGUGCUUCUGGGCACGGCGCCCACCUACGUGCUGGCCUGGGGGGUCUGGCGGCUGCUCUCCGCCUUCCUGCCCGCCCGCUUCUACCAAGCGCUGGACGACCGGCUCUACUGCGUCUACCAGAGCAUGGUGCUCUUCUUCUUCGAGAAUUACACCGGGGUCCAGAUAUUGCUAUAUGGAGAUUUGCCAAAAAAUAAAGAAAAUAUAAUAUAUUUAGCAAAUCAUCAAAGCACAGUUGACUGGAUUGUUGCUGACAUCUUGGCCAUCAGGCAGAAUGCACUAGGACAUGUGCGCUACGUGCUGAAAGAAGGGUUAAAAUGGCUGCCAUUGUAUGGGUGUUACUUUGCUCAGCAUGGAGGAAUCUAUGUAAAGCGCAGUGCCAAAUUUAAUGAGAAAGAGAUGCGAAACAAGUUGCAGAGCUACGUGGACGCAGGAACUCCAAUGUAUCUUGUGAUUUUUCCAGAAGGUACAAGGUAUAAUCCAGAGCAAACAAAAGUCCUUUCAGCUAGUCAGGCAUUUGCUGCCCAACGUGGCCUUGCAGUAUUAAAACAUGUGCUAACACCACGAAUAAAGGCAACUCACGUUGCUUUUGAUUGCAUGAAGAAUUAUUUAGAUGCAAUUUAUGAUGUUACGGUGGUUUAUGAAGGGAAGGACGAUGGAGGGCAGCGAAGAGAGUCACCGACCAUGACGGAAUUUCUCUGCAAAGAAUGUCCAAAAAUUCAUAUUCACAUUGAUCGUAUCGACAAAAAAGAUGUCCCAGAAGAACAAGAACAUAUGAGGAGAUGGCUGCAUGAACGUUUCGAAAUCAAAGAUAAGAUGCUUAUAGAAUUUUAUGAGUCACCAGAUCCAGAAAGAAGAAAAAGAUUUCCUGGGAAAAGUGUUAAUUCCAAAUUAAGUAUCAAGAAGACUUUACCAUCAAUGUUGAUCUUAAGUGGUUUGACUGCAGGCAUGCUUAUGACUGAGGCUGGAAGGAAGCUGUAUGUGAACACCUGGAUAUAUGGAACCCUACUUGGCUGCCUGUGGGUUACUAUCAAAGCAUAAACAAGUAGCUGUCUCCAGACAGUGGGAUGUGCUACAUUGUCUAUUUUUGGCGGCUGCACAUGACAUCAAAUUGUUUCCUGAAUUUAUUAAGGAGUGUAAAUAAAGCCUUGUUGAUUGAAGACUGGAUAAUACAAUUUGUGACGAAAGCUGAUAUGCAAUGGUCUUGGGCAAACAUACCUGGUUGUACAACUUUAGCAUCAGGGCUGCUGGAAGGGUAAAAGCUAAAUGGAGUUUCUCCUGCUCUGUCCAUUUCCUAUGAACUAAUGACAACUUGAGAAGGCUGGGAGGAUUGUGUAUUUUGCAAGUCAGAUGGCUGCAUUUUUGAGCAUUAAUUUGCAGCGUAUUUCACUUUCUCUGUUAUUUUCAAUUUAUUACAACUUGACAGCUCCAAGCUCUUAUUACUAAAGUAUUUAGUAUCUUGCAGCUAGUUAAUAUUUCAUCUUUUGCUUAUUUCUACAAGUCAGUGAAAUAAAUUGUAUUUAGGAAGUGUCUGGAUGUUCAAAGGAAAGGGUACAAAGUGUUCAUGGGGAAAAAGCUCUGUUUAGCACGAUUUUAUUGUAUUGCGUUAUUAGCUGAUUUUACUCAUUUUAUAUUUGCAAAAUAAAUUUCUAAUAUUUAUUGAAAUUGCUUAAUUUGCACACCCUGUACACACAGAAAAUGGUAUAAAAUAUGAGAACGAAGUUUAAAAUUGUGACUCUGAUUCAUUAUAGCAGAACUUUAAAUUUCCCAGCUUUUUGAAGAUUUAAGCUACGCUAUUAGUACUUCCCUUUGUCUGUGCCAUAAGUGCUUGAAAACGUUAAGGUUUUCUGUUUUGUUUUGUUUUUAAUAUCGAAGGAGUCGGUGUGAACCUUGGUUGGACCCCAAGUUCACAAGAUUUUUAAGGUGAUGAGAGCCUGCAGACAUUCUGCCUAGAUUUACUAGCGUGUGCCUUUUGCCUGCUUCUCUUUGAUUUCACAGAAUAUUCAUUCAGAAGUCGCGUUUCUGUAGUGUGGUGGAUUCCCACUGGGCUCUGGUCCUUCCCUUGGAUCCCGUCAGUGGUGCUGCUCAGCGGCCUGCACGUAGACUUGCUAGGAAGAAAUGCAGAGGCAGCCCGUGCUGCCCACUUUCAGAGUUGAACUCUUUAAGCCGUUGUGAGUGGGCUUCACCAGCUACUGCAGAGGCAUUUUGCAUUUGUCUGUGUCAAGAAGUUCACCUUCUCAAGCCAGUGAAAUACAGACUUAAUUCAUCAGGACUGAAUGAAUUAGUUUAUUUCCCAUUAGGUUUAGUGGAGCUACACAUUAAUAUGUAUCACCUUAGAGCAAGAGCUGUGUUCCAGGAACCAGAUCACGAUUUUCAGCCAUGGAACAAUAUAUCCCAUGGGAGAAGACCUUUCAGUGUGAAGUGUUCUAUUUUUGUGUUAUAAUUUAAACUUUGAUUUCCUCAUAGUCCUUUAAGUUGACAUUUCUGCUUACUGCUACUGGAUUUUUGCUGCAGAAAUAUAUCAAUGGCCCACAUUAAAAAUACCAGUUGGAUCAUGAUAAGCAAAAUGAAAGAAAUAAUGAUUAAGGGAAAAUUAAGUGACUGUGUUACACUGCUUCUCCCAUGCCAGAGAAUAAACUGUUUCAAGCAUCAUCUUUGAAGAGUCAUCUGGUGUGAAUUGGUUUGUAUACAUUAGAAUGUAUGCACACAUCCAUGCACACUCAGGAUAUAGUUGGCCAAUAAUUGGGGCAUGGGUAAAACUUAUGAAAAUUUUCUCAUGCUGAAUUGUAAUUUUCUCUUACCUGUAAAGUAAAAUUUAGAUCAAUUCCAUGUCUUUGUUAAGUACAGGGAUUUAAUAUAUUUUGAAUAUAAUGGGUAUGUUCUAAAUUUGAACUUUGAGAGGCAAUACUGUUGGAAUUAUGUGGAUUCUAACUCAUUUUCACAAGGUAGCCUGACCUGCAUAAUAUCACUUGAAUGUUAGGUUUCAUAGAACUAUACUAAUCUUCUCACAAAAGGUCUAUAAAAUACAGUCGUUGAAAAAAAUUUUGUAUCAAAAUGUUUGGAAAAUUAGAAGCUUCUCCUUAACCUGUAUUAAUACUGACUUGAAUUAUUUUCUAAAAUUAGGAGCCGUAUACCUACCUGUAAAUCUGUUCACAUAUCAUUUAAACUUUUGUUUGUAUUAUUACUGAUUUACAGCUUAGUUAUUAAUUUUUCUUUAUAAGAAUGCCAUCGAUGUGCAUGCUUUUAUGUUUUUCAGAAAAGGGUGUGUUUGGAUGAAAGUGAAAAAAUAAAAUAAAAUCUUUCACUGUCUC